AUGGGCAAGCCACGCCUCAUUAUCCUCAUCCGGCACGCUCAAUCAGAAGGCAACAAGAACCGCGAAAUCCAUCAAGUCAUCCCCGACCAUCGCGUCAAACUGACCGAUGAAGGGUGGAAGCAGGCAGAAGAUGCAGGCCGCCGCCUCCGCAACCUCCUCAAACCCGACGACACCCUGCAAAUCUACACCUCCCCUUACCGCCGCACGCGCGAGACGACGGAGGCCUUACUCUCCACUCUGACCGCCCGACACGAUCCGGAUGACCCGGAUAGCAUCCCUUCACCCUUCAGUCGCACGAGGAUUAAAGUGUACGAGGAGCCGCGGAUAAGGGAACAAGAUUUUGGCAAUUUCCAGCCCGGCAGCGGGGAGAUGGAACGGAUGUGGGCGGAGCGAGCGGAUUACGGCCAUUUCUUCUACCGCAUCCCGAAUGGCGAGAGUGCGGCUGAUGCAUAUGACCGUAUCUCAGGGUUCAACGAGAGCUUGUGGCGGCAGUUUGGGGAGAAGGAUUUCCCUUCUGUAUGUGUGCUGGUGACGCAUGGCUUAAUGACGAGGGUUUUCCUGAUGAAGUGGUAUCACUGGAGCGUGGAGUACUUUGAGGAUCUAAGGAACAUCAAUCACUGCGAAUUUAUCAUUAUGCGGAAGAGUGAUGAUAGCGGGAAGUAUUUGUUGGAGAAUCAGCUCCGGACAUGGAGUGAGCUAAAGCGGCAGCGGGCGGAGCAGGAG
This is a messenger RNA of Baudoinia panamericana UAMH 10762, 723 nucleotides long. RefSeq lists its product as uncharacterized. The annotation marks the transcript as partial. The transcript is spliced from 2 exons. Gene Ontology annotation, molecular function: phosphatase activity. NCBI's taxonomy places the organism in Eukaryota, Fungi, Ascomycota, Dothideomycetes, Mycosphaerellales, Teratosphaeriaceae. The record is from RefSeq and is a predicted model, not a curated record.